AUGGACAAGAGCUCAGCUAAUGUUAAGACUGUUCUUGUCAACCUUCGGCUAGCCAAACGCCGAAACUUAACCUUCGCAUCCACUGCCAUCCCGACGGCAACACCUGCACCGUCUUUAUCUCCAAGAUUAAUGCUUGCCAAGUCAAUGGCAUCAAAGCGCUUGGGCAGCGCCAUUUUGGAUGGCAUCGACUUCGACAUUAAGACCAGCGAUGGGCAGCACUGGGACAUGCUUGCUAGAGCUUUGAAGAAUUUUGACCAGCAACUGAUUCUCUCAGUGGCACCGCAAUUUCUACAACAACGCUCCGUGUCACUACAAUGGAGAGACACUAACAAUCUUUUGACCACUUGGAACCAAUGGACCGCCGUGCAAGUCGAUCAGGUGUUCUUGGGGUUUCCAGCAUUGGUGGAUGUGGCCACAAACGGUGGGUUUAUUCCAACGGACGUGAUGAUUUCUCAGGUUCUUCCAGCAAUCAAUCAGUCUUCCAAGUACAGUAAAGUUAUGAUCUAG
This is a messenger RNA of Prosopis cineraria, 507 nucleotides long. Its product is annotated as acidic endochitinase-like. Gene Ontology annotation, molecular function: chitinase activity. The coding region runs from base 1 to 507 and encodes 168 amino acids. The transcript has 4 exons. NCBI's taxonomy places the organism in Eukaryota, Viridiplantae, Streptophyta, Magnoliopsida, Fabales, Fabaceae. Gene Ontology annotation, cellular component: extracellular region. The record is from RefSeq and is a predicted model, not a curated record.